GGGUGAUUCUGAGAAGGCUUCAAGGAAUAGGCAGACAUUUGAGCAAGGCUGCUGAGGAAGGAUAGGCUGUGGAUAUUAGGCUGCAGCGCUCCCGCCCGUGUCCCGCCUCGGCUUGCGAGGCCCUGAACCCCAACACCGACAGAAGUCGCGCCUGCGCACGGCCCUGUGGAGCCGCGGAGGGAGGGGACGGAGAACAGGGCGGAGGCGGAGGCGGAGUCAGGGCGCCAGCGCGUGGGCCCCGCCCCCUUAUGUCGGGUAUAAAGCCCCUCCCGCUCACGGUUUCCCCAGUCCGCCAAGGCUCGGAAACCCUUCACCAUGUCGUGCGAGUCGUCUAUGGUUUUGGGGUACUGGGAUAUUCGUGGGCUGGCGCACGCCAUCCGCCUGCUCCUGGAGUUCACGGAUACCUCCUAUGAGGAGAAACGAUACACGUGUGGGGAAGCUCCUGACUAUGAUCGAAGCCAAUGGCUGGAUGUGAAAUUCAAGCUGGACCUGGACUUUCCUAAUCUGCCCUACCUCAUGGAUGGGAAGAACAAGAUCACCCAGAGCAAUGCCAUCUUGCGCUACAUCGCUCGCAAGCACAACAUGUGUGGUGAGACUGAGGAAGAAAAGAUUCGAGUGGACAUCAUAGAGAACCAAGUAAUGGAUUUCCGCACACAACUGAUAAGGCUGUGUUACAGCUCUGAGCACGAAAAACUGAAGCCUCAGUACUUGGAAGAGCUACCUGGACAACUGAAACAAUUCUCCGUGUUUCUGGGGAAAUUCUCAUGGUUCGCAGGGGAAAAGCUCACCUUUGUGGAUUUUCUCACCUAUGAUAUCUUGGAUCAGAACCGUAUAUUUGAGCCCAAGUGCCUGGAUGAGUUCCCAAACCUGAAGGCUUUUAUGUGCCGUUUUGAGGCUUUGGAGAAAAUAGCUGCCUAUAUACAGUCUGAUCAGUUCUUCAAGAUGCCCAUCAACAACAAGAUGGCCCAGUGGGGCAACAAGCCUGUAUGCUGAGCAGGAGGUAGACUUGCAGAGCUUGUUUUGUUUCAUCCUGUCCCUAAGGGAUCAGCACUCUUUCUUUGCUCUUUUCAAUAAAUAGCAUUUAGGUUACUGGUGUCCAGCUGAAUUUCUCUUGGGUAUAAAGGCUAAAAGGGAAAAAGAAUAUGUGGAGAAUCAUCAAGAUAUGAAUUGAAUCACUGCAACACUGGCAUCCCCCUACUCCCCAACUGAGUUCAAGCACUGUAGGUUCAUGCCCAAGCCUUGAGAGUGGGUACUAGAAAAAGAUUGCACAGUUGGAGAGAGCAGGUAUGUUAAAUGGGACUGGAGUCCCUGUGAAGACUGGGUGAAGUAAAACUGUAGUACUGAUGGACUUAACUGGAGUUCAAAAACCAUCCUGUGUACACAUGGGAGUUUAGUGUGAUAAAGGUAGUAUUUCAGACUGGUGGUCUAGCCAGUAGAGUUGGGACAAUUGCUUACUCAUUAAAAAUAAUAGACCCCCCACUUGACACUAUUCACUAAAAUCUGGAAUUUAAGGCCCAACAUUAAACACAGAGCUGUUGAAGUAUU
Messenger RNA from Cercocebus atys (sooty mangabey), 1545 nucleotides. RefSeq names its product glutathione S-transferase mu 3 (brain) (gene GSTM3). Gene Ontology annotation, biological process: glutathione metabolic process. The record is from RefSeq and is a predicted model, not a curated record. Bases 316 to 993 code for a protein of 225 amino acids. NCBI's taxonomy places the organism in Eukaryota, Metazoa, Chordata, Mammalia, Primates, Cercopithecidae. Gene Ontology annotation, molecular function: glutathione transferase activity. The transcript is spliced from 10 exons.